UGCCAUAUUAAGCGUUCGGAAACAAAUGCAAAUCCACUAAAAUGAUAUGAGAAGAAAACUAGAUUCCUUUUGAUUAUAUGUCCCAUAAAGUUAUUGAUAAAAUUAGAGAAACAACUGAAUUCCCUAAAUGUAUCGUUCAGACCUGUUAUGACUGAGUCAGCGACAUAAACAUGCGGCUUCUGCAGACGAUGCCCCAAAGCUUGCUCUCGAGAGGUCCCUGAGCAAUGUACGGCAUGGGCACCAUAAGGAAAAACAUCUUCUUGGUCGUGGGCAUCCUGGUUGUGUUGGUUCUCCUUGACCAGCUCUACCUGCACGUGUGGCUGUCCUCCCCGCACACCGAAUUCCAGCGGUCUCUCCAUGUGGAUGACGUGCGGCAGUUGUUGCGCGCGGGGGAGGAUGCCUCACUCACGACCAUUUUGUUUGACCCGUUCAUUCUGCAUGCUUGGAACUCAAACCAGCAUGUGUCUGCGACAGGAGUGUGUAUUUUCCUGUGCCACGUCAUUGGGCCAUUGACUUUUGCCGUCACACAUGGGCAGCUUAGGGACAAGCCAGCCUUUCUUACAAGGUUGGCCCAGCUGGGGUUUACAGUCACUCUCUUCGAAAACCCUGAAGGAGAGCACUCACACGUGUUUUUGGUGCGAAAAGGAUCCCCUCUACACCUUGUCGUCCUGCACACUAAGUCAGCUGGUUACCUGCGACAGUAUGCCCUGAACGGACCUCCUCACAACAUGGCCCAAGUAAAACAGUACAUAACCAAAGAUACUUGGGAAAAUAUGAAGGUUGAUCGGGCAUAUGAACGCUUCAGUACAAAGGAUGCAAAAAUUGAUGAAGUUGACCUAACAGUUCCAAGUGAUAUUGAAGCAUAUGUCCGUGACCACAAAACCUCCCAUUUCAUCCCAUGUAAUGAAUCAAGAGCAACAUUCUACAACUUAAAGCAUAUGAAGGAAGAAACACCUGCUGAAGUUAGAUUUAAGCAUAAAGCUUGGAAAUUGCUGGCUAAAGCUAAGACACUGAUGGAUCAGCUGAAAAUUCCUUUUUGGCUCAGCAGUGGUACUUGCCUUGGAUUUUAUCGGCAGUGUGACAUCAUACCUUGGGCGAUGGAUGUUGACAUUGGUGUGUUCAUCGAGGACUAUAACCCAAGACUCAUUGAAGAAUUUCAGAGGAGAGGAUUGAGAUUAACACACAAGUUUGGCAAAGUGUCUGACAGCUUUGAACUCUCUUUCAAAGAGGAAGACAUUAAAUUGGACAUAUUUUUCUUCUAUACUGAAGGAGCCACUAUGUGGAAUGGAGGAACACAGGCCAAAACAGGGAAGAAAUUCAAAUAUAUCUUCCCAGCUUUUACUCUAUGCUGGACAGAAUUCUUAGAUCUAAAAGUGCGCAUUCCAUGCCAGACGGAAGAAUACAUCCGAGCAAAUUAUGGGCCAUCAUGGUUUACUCCCAUCAAGCAUUGGGACUGGAAGAGCAGCCCGCCCAAUGUCAGAGAAAAUGGGAUGUGGCCCGAAUCCAUGUGGUCUGAGGUUAUUGUGGUUAAUGAAGGUUGAAGACGGUAGGGUGUUGUCAUUAUUUAAUGCUGUUUGAUUAAAAUCAUGUAGGGCAAGAAUAUAUAGUUGGUUUUAAUUUAAGAUCUCAAAUUCAAAUAAUACAUAGUUGAUGCAUGAUUUGAAUCUAAAAUUUAGAGGUUUGUUCAUUGUUACAAAUGGUUGUAUACUAUAUUCUCCUGUAAGUUAGUCAAAGGUUGCUGAUCAGAAAAUCUAAGAAAAGGCAAUUGUUGGUUGAUUUUUCUUUUCUUUUUUGAUAUUCAGGUUGUAAAAGAAAUGGUAUUGAUUUUGCUCCUCUGGGAGGAAAUUUUAAGAUACUGCAUUGCUACUUGAUGUAAAAAAAAAAGACUAGGUGGCUAAAGAUGUUUAUUGUUAUAGUAUGGUAAAUUAUUUAUUCAUAAUAAGGUUAUCAUUGAUAUUGUAUUAUAUAUUUUUACUUAUUUUAUUUACUUUACUGAAUUGAUUAGUUCUAUUUUCAGUAGAGCCUAAUCAGUGUGUUUAUUUUGAAUUUGUGUGAUCCAACUAGUGGUGCUACAGACAGACUUGGCCAUAAAAUUUAUUAGGUUGUAUGCAUGAGACAAUAUAACAGUUUGC
This is a messenger RNA of Penaeus monodon (black tiger shrimp), 2132 nucleotides long. Its product is annotated as fukutin-like. NCBI's taxonomy places the organism in Eukaryota, Metazoa, Arthropoda, Malacostraca, Decapoda, Penaeidae. The record is from RefSeq and is a predicted model, not a curated record. Bases 225 to 1541 code for a protein of 438 amino acids. The transcript is spliced from 8 exons.